AUGGACGACGAAACGGAUUCGAGUACCGUCGACGCAGAGUUGACCGAACGACUCGAAGUGAGCGUCGCAUUAACGAAAGAAGAAUGUGUUCGAUUCGUGAAGCAGGUUAACGAAAACUGCCUUAAACUCGUCGAACUUCUCGAGAACAAUGGUAAACUAUUACCAAACAAAAAAAAACGAAAUCGAAAACUACGAGCUGUCUUUGGGAAUUUUGAACCAUCGAUACAAGGGACGGCCAUUACUCGUGAUACCAACAUCGAUGAGGAAGGGCAUCGUAAUCGAAGACCACGAUCACGAAGGUCACUUCUCACUUUCUCAGUCGACAGAACAAUCACUCGAAUCACCGCCGAUUGUUGGUUUUCAUGUCUACGUCGUUGGUACUACUCCCGAGCGACACAUAUCGCCUCGUGGAGCUGGGGUCUGACGGAUACUAAAGAAGUUCACGAACUACGACUCAAGGACGAAAAAGUUGACGAGAUCCGGUCGGAUGCAGACGCCCACCACGGAAUGCGUUCAACACCAGGAUCCAACAGAACUUGGUACGAGCUACGAGCUCAGUCGGUCCUAUACCCGCAAACUUUGAUUUUAUUUACUUUCGGAUAG
Molecule: messenger RNA, 603 nt
Organism: Macrosiphum euphorbiae (potato aphid)
Lineage: Eukaryota; Metazoa; Arthropoda; Insecta; Hemiptera; Aphididae
Source: the annotation of a GenBank genome assembly